AUGGGCAAUUGCUUUAAGUCGACCAGUAAUGAUGAUAUAUCUUUGUUGCGAGGUAGCGAUCAUCACGAUUCUUCUCUAGAACCAAUGCCGUUUGUGGAGCCUCCGCCUCCGUAUCGAGCUCAGCCAGAACCACAGCAGCGCAUGCCAAUCUACCAUCCUUCACCAGGGGUUAGUAGGCCAGCCAAUCAGCUGUCUGAAGAAGAGCAGAUUAAAAUUGCCCAGAGGUUGGGUCUUAUUAAUCACCUUCCUACAGGCAAAUAUGAUGGCACCAAUAAAAAAGCAAAAGAGUGUGUGAUCUGCAUGAAUGAGUUUAUGUUUGGCGAACAGCUCCGAUACCUUCCAUGUAUGCACACCUAUCACAAAGAGUGCAUCGAUGACUGGCUGAUGCGGUCUUUUACUUGCCCAAGUUGUAUGGAGCCGGUAGAUGCUGCACUUCUAACCACAUACCAGACAAGUUGA
This is a messenger RNA of Candidula unifasciata, 459 nucleotides long. NCBI's taxonomy places the organism in Eukaryota, Metazoa, Mollusca, Gastropoda, Stylommatophora, Geomitridae. The record is from the annotation of a GenBank genome assembly.